UCUCAGUCUCCCGUGUGUCCGGGCCAACUACAAACCCCUACCUGGGUUGCAAGAGCCUUCUGGUGCUGCGUCGUCAUGUCCUCACUCCAAAGAAAUGCCCUGCCUGUCCGCGUGCUCCUGAUCUGCAUGAGCGAGCUGGAGGACACAUGCAUGCACACUGCCAUUGAUCCCGGCAAAUCCCCCUCCCCCGGCCCCGACCACGAACUGGGGGACAUGAAUAUUUAUCUCUGACACCCACCUGCCGACCUCAUGUAGCGUUCUCACCAAAGGUCGCGUGCCCUCCCUCCCUCCCUCCCUGUUCGUCCCGCCUGAACGCACCACCCGCCCGAGGAACAAGUUUUCUUUUCCAAGGAGGGUUGAGCUCGCGUGUCGCUCUGACUGUCUGCAGCGACGGCGACCCUGCAGGAACACCUGGCGCCGUCCACGGGCUCUCUGCCGGAGGUGGCCAGGCUUCUCAUUCGCCACUCAAACCCCUUGUAAGAGAGACGCUGCCGCAUACCCAACAAUGCAGCUCACCAAGCCCUUGCUACUGUCUGUACUCGUCUUGGGGACAUGCGCGAUCCCGUCGGUCCGGGGGGACGCCGACUUCGCCCAGGUGCGGACCAGGCUGCACAAAGACAUGAGUGCUAGAGAACAUGAUCCGCCGGGGAAAUAUUUCCACGAGUCUCUCUUCCACCCUCACUACGACGGCCGAUUCGCCGAGAAGGCCCUCCCCUAUCACGAGCAGAAGGCGGCCCUGAAGAACCUCUUGCAGACCUACCUGGCCACGUUCGCGGACCUCGGGGUUGAGACGUGGUUGAUGCAUGGCUCGCUGCUCGGCUGGUGGUGGGGCAAGAAGAUCCUCCCGUGGGACACGGACGCCGACGUCCAGGUAUCGGAGGCUGCCAUCCACCUGCUGGCUAAUUACUACAACAUGAGCGUCUUCCACUACAGGACGCCGCGCAUCCCCGAGGGUCGGGACUAUAUGCUGGAGGUCAACCCAAACUAUGUCAACCGGGAGCAGACAGACAAGCUUAACGUCAUUGACGCCCGCUGGAUCGAUACGACAAGUGGGCUUUUCAUUGACAUCACGACUGUUCGCUACAACACGACUCACCCCGAAGGCGAUGGUAUCCUGUCAUGCAAGGACGGCCAUGAGUUCAGGGACACCUACCUCUACCCUCUGCGCACAACAACAUUCGAGGGGUCCCCAGCCAAGAUCCCCUUCAUGUUCAAGGAGAUGCUCGAGUCUGAGUAUGGCCCUCGCUCGCUCGUGAACACGGAGUUUGAGGGCCAUAAAUUUAGCGACGACAAGAUGGAGUGGCUGCCCAAUAUGUUUGAGGGAGAAUUGCGACGAUAGAGACACGUCAGAGCCGGCGUGCACGCACUAUAGCGGGUGGACUUGGGAUUCUUUGCGCGGCUGGCCGAGGACAGGAGACUAAUGCCCGACAUCAAAAGAGGAGGAAAGAGAGAGAGCAACUCUGGAAGGAUCGUCAUGGUGGUCUGCGUUUCGAUGACAGGUUAGGGUUUGGGGUCUGUUGUAUACUGUGAGGGUGGCGUCUGUUUUAACGCCUAGGAGCAUAUUGAUACCCAUCACGGACAUCUCGGCGUUAGCUAGGCGUUGGAUAGUCGCAAGCGACGGAUUGGGCGAGUUGGCCUGCGUGUGCAAUUCAACUGUACUAUGUGGCACAGUAUGCAUCGCAAACAUGUGCCACAAUGAAUGCUGGACCAUGGUGGAGACCAGGGUCUUCGCUACCUACCUAGGUACCUAGGUAUCUACCUGGGUAGGUAGGAAACAGUGGCCCUAGCCUGCACGACUAGCAAGGAUGAGGCGCGUGG
Diaporthe batatas is the source of this 1818-nucleotide messenger RNA. RefSeq lists its product as uncharacterized. The transcript has 4 exons. The record is from RefSeq and is a predicted model, not a curated record. NCBI's taxonomy places the organism in Eukaryota, Fungi, Ascomycota, Sordariomycetes, Diaporthales, Diaporthaceae. The coding region runs from base 506 to 1339 and encodes 277 amino acids.